AUGUUAGAACAGGAACAACAGAUCGAAGAACUUGAUAUACUGGAGGCUGAAGCUGCUCAGUUAAGAGCCAAACAGAUUGCUGAAGCUGCUCAGUUAACAGCCAAACAGGAGGCAGAAAAUGCUGAGAGACAAAGACAGUUACAAGCCAAGCGCAGACAACUAGAGCGAUUAGAAACAGUAAAGAAGCUAAAAGCUGCAAAAGCGAGACAUCAAGUAUAUGAACAGAAUGCAUGCUCAGACGAAGAAAUUAGCGAGCUGCUCCAUCAACAUGUUCCUCUGGUUGUGAAAGAAGAACUCAAGCAUAAAAGCAGUGAACUGCAAAACCACUCACCACCUCAAGCUGCGACACAACAAAAACAAGAAGACAGUACUUCAGCUCUUAUCAGAGCUCUUGCAGAGUCCAUCAGUGCAAGUCGUCUACCUGUACCUGAACCUACAACGUUCAGUGGUGACCCACUGAGGUUAAAUGACUGGAAGGUCUCCUUUCGUACACUCGUUGACAGGAAAAACAUCCCAGCUGAAGAAAAUAUAUACUAUCUAAGAAAGUAUGUGGGUGGACCCGCCAAGAAGGCCAUAGAGAGCUACUUCCUGCUAGGCACAGAGUCAGCCUAUCAUGCCGCGUGGACCAUCCUAGAAGAGAGGUACGGUAAUCCUUUCCUCAUUGCUAAGGCCUUCAGAGAUAAGCUUGAUGCAUGGCCCAAGAUAAGUUCCAAAGACAGCGUAGAACUUCAAGAGCUCUCUGACUUCCUUCGCAGCUGUGAGGCUGCCAUGUCACAGAUCAAAGGACUUGAGAGACUGCGAAAGCAUGGCCUCAUCUUGAACACCUCGCAGAUGAGAUCGCUCCUCAGCAAAGCUGUGAUGUUGGCCUGCUUAUCGGCUACAACAUGUUCCCAAGCUCUCGUCCCAAGAGAAGUGGUGCCUGGUGAAGGAAACCAGCCCUUUGCACAGGGAACAGAUUUGGGCUGGAGUGUUGUCGGCUUUGGCAAUCCCUGUCUCGACAUUGGAGAUAUGAUUGGAGUAAGUCACCAGGUAACCGUGAAGCAAGUGAUACCAAGUCUCCAGUCUUCAAACCUCCCAAGGGAAGUACACUACGUCUGUAGAACACAGAUUAAGGAAGUCUCACCUGCAGAUGUCGUCGAGGUGCUGGAAUCUGACUUUGUCGAAAGAGCUUCUGAAGAUAACUCUGCAGAUCAGGCCUCCAAAGGUCUCACAGCACAGCAACUUCAAGCCUCAAAUGGGUUCACAGGCCCAUACCUACUUUGGCAGAAAGAGCUACCAAGUGGAGAAGUCAAGGUGGGAGAGAUCGUGAGUAGUGACCCAGAGCUUAAGAAGGCCCAGGUUCAUGAUACCCAGGCAAACGAAGUAAAGUCGCUACUAGAUCACCUUCACAAAUUCUCAGACUGGUCAAGAGUGGUUAAAGCCUUUGCCAGACACAAGCGCCUUGCAAAGGAAAUUAAAGGUCUCAAGCCAAGGUCCUGUGAAGCCACAUGCUUAGAGGAGAGGAGAGAAGCAGAGCUGACCAUAAUCGAGAUGGUUCAAGAAGCAACACUCUCUCAAGAAAUAAAGUGCCUUCAGCAGCAUAAGGAGUACCAUCUCCAACAAAGACCAAAGUGGAUCAAGGACCGCAGAAACGUCAAGGUAAAUGACGUUGUCAUUCUGCAAGACAACACUAUACCACGUGGCCAAUGGAAGCUGGCCAGGGUUGUGGAAGUGUACCCAGGAGGGGAUGGAAGAGUGAGAAGGCUCAAGCUGCUUAUCAGCGACUCUACCCUGGAUGUAAAGGGAAAGCGCCUCGCUAAACCUGUCUACCUCGAAAGGCCUAUUCACAAGACGGUGUUGUUGUUGGAAGCAGACUAAGACUCAGUUACUCUCACUCACACUCUGCACUUAAUAGGUCUAAAACGAAAUAGUUAGUUUUACAUUAAUGUAUAUCGGUUUUUCUAAAAAAAUUAUGGAAAUCACAGGUGAUUUGGUGGGAGUGUAACUGUCUUCACUUUCUGUUGUUUAUUUUGUUGGACGUUGUAUUUUUGGUUCCUACCUUUUAUGUGCAACAUUAUUAGAGGCGGAACUAAUCUGCUGUGUUUUGUGUUACACCUGUUUGUUUAAUCGACGCACAACUGCAGAGCAACGCAGAAUGUAAAGAAAAUCUAAGGAAACCAAGGGAAAAUGCAUAUAAAGUUAUCAGCCCCUCUAGGUGACUAGCAGCCUACGAGUUCUCACAGGUUGGAAUAGGUCCCACAAGAAUAAACCCCGUAUUUAAUCAAGACCUCAGCCUCGUGUCAUUUACUGGAGGGAGCUACAAUAUAAGUCAUCAUGAACACAUCUGUCCAUCAGACAGAGGGCUGCUGUGCCUCCUGUCAUCAUUAACGGACGUCUCUUUAAAAUGACCGCUCAGAGGAGAGGAGGGCUGCAGUCGAAUAGUCCAUUUA
Gymnodraco acuticeps is the source of this 2429-nucleotide messenger RNA. RefSeq lists its product as uncharacterized. The transcript is spliced from 3 exons. Lineage: Eukaryota; Metazoa; Chordata; Actinopteri; Perciformes; Bathydraconidae. Bases 1 to 1857 code for a protein of 618 amino acids. The record is from RefSeq and is a predicted model, not a curated record.